CUCCUCUCCUCGUCUCCUCGCUCUGCACGCGGAUCUGCUGUGGUCUGUGCUCUUGUCUCUGCUCUGGUCUCUGGUCUAGUCCUCGGUCCGGUCUCUGGUCUGGACUCUGGUCUGGACUCGUCCGUCGCCAUGGGAGACAAAGGAACGAGAGUCUUCAAAAAGGCCAGUCCCAAUGGAAAGCUGACGGUGUACUUGGGGAGGCGGGACUUCGUGGACCAGGUGGAUCAGGUGGAACCUGUCGACGGAGUCGUUUUGAUCGACCCAGAAUAUCUGAAAGAGAGGAAAGUCUUCGUCUCUCUCACCUGUGCGUUCCGUUACGGUCGGGAGGACCUGGACGUCCUCGGGUUGACGUUCCGCAAAGACCUGUUCGUAGCCAGUGUCCAGGUGUUCCCCGCGGAGAACCCUGAGGAGAACCCAGAGAACCCCGAGGAGCACCCGGAGAACCCCGAGGAGCACCGCCCUCUGACCCGACUACAGGAGAGACUCAUCAAGAAGCUGGGAGACCACGCCCACCCCUUCACCUUCCAGAUCCCCCUGAACCUGCCCUGCUCCGUCACUCUGCAGCCGGGACCCGAGGAUACAGGGAAGGCCUGUGGAGUCGACUUUGAGGUGAAGGCAUUUUGUGCAGAAAAUCCAGAGGAGAAGAUCCACAAAAGAAACUCCGUGCGUCUGGUGAUCCGUAAAGUCCAGUACGCUCCGGAGAAGCCUGGACCUCAGCCCAUGGCUGAGACCACCCGACUGUUCCUCAUGUCAGACAAACCUCUGCACCUGGAGGCCUCGCUGGACAAGCAGGUUUAUUAUCACGGAGAACCCAUCAGUGUGAACGUCCACGUGACCAACAACACCAACAAGACUGUGAGAAGAAUCAAGGUCUCAGUGCGACAGUUCGCUGACAUCUGUUUGUUCAACACGGCUCAGUACAAGUGUCCUGUGGCCUCAGAGGAGACCGAUGACAUCGUGGCGCCCAGCUCGACGCUGUGUAAGGUUUUCACUCUGACACCGUUUUUGGCGAAUAAUCGAGAGAAACGCGGCCUCGCCCUGGACGGAAAACUGCGCCACGAAGACACCAACCUGGCCUCAAGUACUCUAUUGCGAGACGGGGCAAACAAAGAGAUCCUGGGAAUUAUCGUGUCGUACAGAGUCAAAGUCAAACUCAUCGUGUCCAGAGGAGGGUUGUUGGGAGAUUUGGCCGCCAGUGACGUCUCGGUGGAGUUGCCGUUCACCCUGAUGCACCCCAAACCCCCCGACGACCUGCCCCGGGACGCCUCAGAUGAAGUUCCAGUCGACACCAACCUGAUCCAGUUUGACACACAUGACGAUGACAUCGUGUUUGAGGACUUCGCUCGAGAGCGUCUGAUUGGAGCAAAAGACGAGGAGGAGGAGCCUGCGGACUCCCCUAAAACAGAGGAGAGAUAGGACCCGACUGACCCUCCACCUGCGGACCCUAGACCCGCUGUAGGACUGUUUAGACCUGGUUUAGUCCUGGUUUAGACCUGGUUUAGUCCUGGUUUAGUCCUGAUCCCUGGUGCUUUGUGACUCUUCAUCAGAGGAAAAGAAUUGUCUUUAACAUACAACUACUGAGCAACUGAGACCUGUUUGGUCUUCGUUCUAGUUUAAACCUGGUUCAGUCCUGGUUUAGUCCUGGUUUAGUCCUGGUUCAGUCCUGGUUUCAAUCCUGGUUCAGUCCCGGUUUAGUCCUGGUUUAGUCCUGGUUCAGUCCUGGUUUCAAUCCUGGUUCAGUCCCGGUUUAGUCCUGGUUUAGUCCUGGUUCAUUUCUGGUUUAGUCCUGGUUUAGUCCUGGUUCAGUUCUGGUUUAGUCCUGGUUUUUGUGCGGUGUAUUUGAUGUUAUUUCACUUCUUCAUUGUUUCUUUUUGCACGGUUUAGGUUCCACACAAAUAUAACUCGUUUGUUCUGUAUUUUUGAUUUUUCUAAUUUUUCUGAUGCUGCUCGUUUUGUGAUUUCUUGGUUUGUAAAUAUUUCAUUUUCCUGUGAAAUUAUUGUUCGACAGAGUUUAAAAUUGUGACUUUAUUUUUGUAAGGUUUUGUAGAUUCUGAUGUUUGUGAAAAUCUGUUUGUGUCUGCUGCAUCUGAAAUAAACAGUACCACCUGGUGGACAACACGUGCCACUGCAUCCACUGC
Messenger RNA from Periophthalmus magnuspinnatus, 2138 nucleotides. It is a transcript of the gene arrb1, whose product is annotated as arrestin, beta 1. The record is from RefSeq and is a predicted model, not a curated record. The transcript has 16 exons. Gene Ontology annotation, biological process: G protein-coupled receptor internalization; visual perception; signal transduction. Lineage: Eukaryota; Metazoa; Chordata; Actinopteri; Gobiiformes; Gobiidae. Bases 130 to 1416 code for a protein of 428 amino acids. Gene Ontology annotation, molecular function: G protein-coupled receptor binding.